AUUAUUGACAAUUAAUAAUUGCAUAUUUUCCUCCAAAGAAAAGAAAAGAAAAGAAAAAAAAAAAUCGAAUCUUUUAACGACUUGCGAUAUUUUCUUGUCACCAAUUCACAAAGAUCAGGCCUUUCCAAGUGUUGAUGUCUGAACUACAAUUCUACAACAACUACUCCGUCGUAUUAUUGGAAUUCAAUUUUGAGGGUUUAGGGUUUCAUUCCGUCUACCUUCCUUCGCUUCUUACCACUUCACUCCAGGUUUGAUUUAAUGGGUGUGAUUGAUUUUUGCACUACUUCUUCUGCUUGCUUGAUUAAGUCAAGAAGUUUUGGUCAACCCAGUUGUGGAUUUGAGGUGAAUUUUCAGAGAAGGGUAAUUUCAAUGGCAUCUACAUUACCUGUUAAAGAAGUGAGUGAAAAUGGCCAACCAAAGGUUACUGGGGAUUCUUUUAUCAGACCCCAUCUCAGGAAAUUAUCUGCUUACCAACCCAUUUUACCUUUUGAGGUUUUAUCAACACGGCUCGGUAGGAAGCCUGAGGAUAUCAUUAAAUUGGAUGCAAAUGAGAACCCAUACGGUCCACCUCCGGAGGUGUCUGAAGCUCUGGGGAACAUGAAAUUUCCGUACAUAUAUCCUGAUCCAGAAAGUCGAAGGUUACGUGCUGCCCUUGCAGAAGACUCGGGCCUUGAAUCUGAAUACAUUCUUGUAGGAUGUGGUGCCGAUGAGCUCAUUGACCUGAUCAUGCGUUGUGUGCUAGAACCCGGUGACAAAAUUGUUGACUGUCCACCGACAUUUACAAUGUAUGAAUUUGAUGCAAAUGUGAAUGGAGCUGUUGUCCUAAAGGUUCCAAGGCACGCUGAUUUUAGCUUAAAUGUUGAAGAGAUUGCACGUACUGUUGAACUUGAGAAACCAAAAUGCAUAUUUCUUACUUCCCCAAACAAUCCAGAUGGGAGUAUAAUCAAUGACGAAGAUCUGUUGAAGAUCCUCAAUCUCCCUGUACUGGUCAUAUUGGAUGAAGCAUAUGUUGAGUUUGCAGGACUUGAAUCUCGUAUGAAAUGGGUGAAACAAUAUGAGAAUUUGAUUGUUCUUCGGACCUUCAGCAAAAGGGCUGGGUUAGCUGGCCUUAGAGUGGGAUAUGGAGCAUUCCCUUCUAGUAUUAUUGAAUAUCUUUGGAGAGCAAAACAGCCCUAUAAUGUAUCUGUAGCUGCUGAAAUAGCUGCUUGCGCUGCAUUGGAAAAUCCUACUUAUCUAGAAAAUGUCAAAGAGGCUUUGGUCCAAGAACGUGAGAGGCUUUAUAAGCUUUUGGAGGAAGUUCCAUUUCUUAGACCCUUUCCAAGCCACUCCAACUUUAUUCUUUGUGAAGUUACCUCCGGAAUGGAUGCCAAGAAGCUCAAGGAGGACCUUGCUAAGAUGGGUGUUAUGAUCCGUCACUACAAUAACAAGGAAAUGAAAGGUUAUGUUCGUGUAUCUGUUGGAAAGCCUGAGCACACUGAGGCCUUAAUGAAGUGUCUUAAACAAUUCUUCUGAUGUAUAACCAUCUUAGAUUUGUCAGUGGAGUACAACAUUCUUACCAACCUGAUUUUGUUAUUCCUCUGUAACAAUUCUGAUUCUUGUUUCAGUCAGAAACUGUUGUGAUUAUGAUUUUUUUUUUUACUCUCGAAAGGCAUCUCAAAUAUUUAAAUUGAACUCGUCUA
Molecule: messenger RNA, 1679 nt
Organism: Chenopodium quinoa (quinoa)
Lineage: Eukaryota; Viridiplantae; Streptophyta; Magnoliopsida; Caryophyllales; Amaranthaceae
Product: histidinol-phosphate aminotransferase, chloroplastic-like
Exons: 10
Coding region: 259-1512 (417 amino acids)
Biological process (GO): L-histidine biosynthetic process
Molecular function (GO): L-histidinol-phosphate:2-oxoglutarate transaminase activity; pyridoxal phosphate binding
Source: RefSeq, a predicted model, not a curated record